Messenger RNA from Sesamum indicum (sesame), 1078 nucleotides. It is a transcript of the gene RAD52-2, whose product is annotated as cobalt ion-binding protein. Gene Ontology annotation, molecular function: DNA binding. NCBI's taxonomy places the organism in Eukaryota, Viridiplantae, Streptophyta, Magnoliopsida, Lamiales, Pedaliaceae. The record is from RefSeq and is a predicted model, not a curated record. Gene Ontology annotation, biological process: double-strand break repair via homologous recombination.
UUCUUUGUCUUUCUCUUUAACUCACUAGUCGACUUCACCAAUUUUUUCUCCGCAAAUCUAAAUCCUAAAACCCUAGCCUCAAAUCAACUAUUGCAAGCUCCAAUCCAUCUUCAGCGACGACACGAGGAAGACGAUUGCUGUUGUAGGCACUUGAGACUCGCGCGGCCAAGCAAGAGCACAAACGGAGCGAGGAAGUCUGAUUAACAACUCAUCCCAUCUACCAUCACAUGCGCAACCCACUGAAACAUGUGUUUGGUAAUUAGAUAGUGGUGGUUGUUGGAAUGGCCAUCCAAUGCCCUAAACUCAAGCUGCCAGCGACAGAGGUCAAUUUUCCUGUGACAAGGUGCCCCAUACCAUGGUGGACGCACACCCAGAUUAGUUCCACUUUUCCUGUAAGGAUAUUGAAGCUCCGAGUUUCUGCUCUGUCUGGUGGUGAUGGCAGUAGCAGUAGUAAGAAAGCAGCUGCCCCUAAUUCAAAUUAUGUGGUGCCUCUGGACAAGUCAUCCUGCAUCACUCGUCCCCUUGCAGAGAUUCUCCGUGACCUGAAUAAGAGGAUUCCGGAUAACAUAAUCAAGACUCAUGAUGAUCAUUCCACCUUCAUCCCAUGGUACCAGGCAAACCGCAUGCUAAGCUUUUAUGCCCCAGGUUGGUGUGGAGAAAUUCGUGAUGUCAUUUUUUCUGAGAAUGGGACUGUGACUGUGGUGUAUCGGGUAACAGUUCGGGGUUCGGAUGGGGAGGCACACCGUGAAUCGACUGGGACUGUAUCACCUGGCAACGACAAUAAUGCAGAUCCUGUUGCUGCAGCAGAGGAAAUUGCAUUUUGCAGAGCAUGUGCUCGGUUUGGUCUUGGAUUGUAUCUUUACCAUGAAGAGUAGAAGCUUUGGGGUGUGAGUUGUUUGAGGGCCCCAAUCGUUUGUACUUUUGAUUGAGAAAUCUGUUUUUAUGCUUGGAAUUAAUGUAUGUAAUUCUUUUAAGGAUGCCUACGAUAAUCGAUAUCUGAUCAUAUAGUGUCUAACUUCUGAGGACUUUUUUUUGGGUUCUCGACUAUAUAAAUAAAGGAUGAAUUGCUUGCAUGGUA